Malania oleifera is the source of this 2182-nucleotide messenger RNA. Its product is annotated as protein DETOXIFICATION 46, chloroplastic. Gene Ontology annotation, cellular component: membrane. The record is from RefSeq and is a predicted model, not a curated record. Gene Ontology annotation, biological process: transmembrane transport. Gene Ontology annotation, molecular function: xenobiotic transmembrane transporter activity; antiporter activity. The transcript is spliced from 15 exons. Lineage: Eukaryota; Viridiplantae; Streptophyta; Magnoliopsida; Santalales; Ximeniaceae.
GUCUCCUCAAGCUUUCGCCUUUCUUCAUUGAUGAUUCGUCGCCGCAACCGGCACUUAACAGCUUGCAAUAGAAAUUUUUAAUGAAAAAGCUGAAUUCGCGAUCGGAAAUGGAAAUGGCGAUACCAUUGCCUUCGCCUCGACGUCCGAUGAAGAAGGAGAAGAAGCAGCAGCAAUGGAGGUCGUUAAUGUUUCAAAAAGAGAAGAGUUUGCGGCAAAUGAGAACAUAUGGAAUCAAAUUAAAGAGAUUGUGAUGUUUGCGGGGCCGGCCGCGGCGCUUUGGCUCUGUGGACCUUUAAUGAGUCUCAUCGACACGGCGGUUGUUGGUCAGGGAAGCUCUAUUGAGCUCGCUGCUUUGGGGCCAGGAACAGUUCGUUGUGAUUAUUCGAGUUAUGUGUUCAUGUUCCUUUCGAUCAGUACUUCAAAUAUGGUUGCCACUUCACUUGCCAGACUGGAUAAGAAAGAAGUGCAACAUCAGAUAUCUAUGUUGCUUUUUGUUGGGCUAAGUUGUGGCAUGCUGAUGCUUAUCUUUACGAGACUCCUGGGUGCUUGGGCACUAACUGCUUUUACUGGGUAAAAGAAUAUGCAUAUUGUACCUGCAGCAAAUGCAUAUGUUCAGAUUAGAGGUUUAGCAUGGCCAGCAGUUCUUGUUAUAUUAGUGUCUCAGAGUGCAAGCCUUGGCAUGAAAGAUUCCUGGGGACCCUUGAAGGCCUUAGCAGUUGCGAGUGCUGUGAACGGCAUUGGUGAUGUGGUCUUGUGUACUUUCUUGGGCUAUGGUAUUGCAGGUGCGGCAUGGGCAACUAUGGCGUCGCAGGUUGUUGCAGCUUAUAUGAUGAUUGAAGCUCUCAACAAGAAUGGAUAUAAUGCUUUCUUGGUCUCUGUUCCAUCAUCCACUGAACUGCUCCAAAUAUUCAAACUUGCUGCACCAGUGUUUAUAACAAUGACGUCCAAGGUUGCUUUUUACUCUCUCAUUAUAUAUUUUGCUACUUCUAUGGGCACGCAAACUGUUGCUGCUCAUCAGGUCAUGAUUCAAAUAUACACCAUGUGCACGGUAUGGGGUGAGCCUCUGUCCCAAACUGCUCAAUCAUUUAUGCCCAAGUUGAUAUGUGGGGUUGAUCGAAGUUUGCCAAAGGUUCGAACACUACUGAAGUCACUUCUGAUGAUUGGAGCUAUAGCUGGACUGAUGUUGGGAACUAUUGGAGCAUCCAUUCCUUGGUUGUUCCCCAAUCUUUUCACCACUGAUCAAGCGGUCAUUCGUGAGAUGCCCAAGGUGUUGAUUCCAUACUUCAUGGCAUUAGUUGUGCAACCCUCUACUCAUAGCCUUGAAGGAACAUUGUUGGCUGGACGGGAUCUUAGAUUUCUUAGUUUAUCAAUGACCACAUGCUUUUCUUUGGGUGCUCUUCUAUUAUUGCUUAUGAGCAGUACGGGUUAUGGCCUGCCAGGAUGCUGGUAUUCCCUUAUGGGGUUUCAAUGGGCUCGAUUUUUUCUAUCGCUAUGGCGGCUCAUUUCUCCUAAUGGCAUUCUUUACUCUGAAGAAUUAAACCAAUAUGCACUAUGAAGGCUGAGAGCUGCAUAGUCUUAGAACUAAAGGCUGGAAUAGUUGCUGCCUUGCUGAAGAGAAAUUUCAUACUUUUGCACCACAAAGCAUUCAGGCCAGAACAAAAUAGGCCUUGAUAGUGUUUAUGUGGCUGGUUUUUGGUGCAUCAAAAGUAGGGCAGGAUGCAGGCUAAGAGAAUUCUUCUGUGAAUAUGGUAUAGAGCUAGCCUGCUGCCUCUCUUCCCCCAGCAGACAGAAGGCUAAGCCACAUGAUAGGCUUCAAUGCCUGGUAUAAAAAGGAAAGAGAGGAAAAUUUUCCUGGCGACUCUCUUUGCAGAAUGCUUCGACCAGUUUACAGCCCCUUGCACACAAUGCAUCAGCUGACAAGCCCCCUCUUCAGCUCUCAGUUCAUCUAUUAGGCUGAUUCAUUUGUCUUGAUAGUAUUAUAUUAGGGCUUAUAUAUUGUUCAUUUUGACAGGUAAUACAGGAUGUGCUAAUGUUUCCAUGUAUGAUUGAGCAUAUUUUGUGGAUUUUAUGAUAUUCUUCCUGCCAAAAUGUCUACAUUGUUCUUUCUAUUGAUGUUAGUCUGUACAGAAACAGAGGGGUUUUUUGUCAAAUUUUCCACAAAUUAUAAGAAUGUUUUUUAUUC